GCUAUAUAUUAAGAGGAUACGGUUUUAUCUGCAGUGCAUUUUUACACUGCACUGAAUGAUGAAGACAACAGGAAAUGUCAGCUGGGUAACGCUUUUCUUUGUAUUUUCCACCACAUGGAGGGAGGCUUUGUCUGUCACACGUUAUUCAAUAGCGGAGGAGAUGGAUCGCGGAUCUGUUGUUGCAAAUCUGGCGUCUGAUUUAGGACUAGAUGUUAACGGACUAGCACAAAGAGAGGUAAAGCUCGACACUGCUCAUAAAAAAUAUUUAGAAGUAAAUAAAAAAACAGGUGAACUUUAUAUAGCUGAAAAAAUGGAUCGAGAGUCCCUGUGCCAAGGUAAAACAUCAUGUUUUAUCAAACUGGAUUUGAUCAUAAAAAACCCAUUACGUAUUUUUAACAUUGAAUUAGAAAUCACAGAUAUCAAUGAUAACGCGCCACAUUUUAGAAUGGAUAGGGUCGAACUGGAUGUCUCUGAGUCUGCAUCACCAGGUGAAAAAUUUUCAUUACCCAAUGCACAUGACCCUGAUGUAGGGACUAACACUGUAAAAUCUUACAAAAUCAGCGAAAGUAAUCAUUUUACAUUAGAUAUUCAUUCUGGUAGUGAUACAAAAUAUGUCGACUUGGUUCUUAUUAAAGCAUUAGACCGGGAAGCACAGCCUAUUCAUAACCUCAUUCUUACUGCUGUAGAUGGCGGUGUCCCGGCACGCUCCGGAACUGCCAAUAUUAUUGUCCGUGUACAAGAUACAAACGACAACGCCCCUAAAUUUGACCGCUCACAAUACACAAUAAAAAUGAAUGAGAAUUCACCGAUUGGAACUCUUGUAACUAAACUAAACGCAACUGAUACUGAUGAAGGCUCAAACGCAGAAAUAACGUAUUCAUUUACGCUUUACACCUCAGAAAAAACUCAAGAUAUGUUCAAUUUGAAUUCAAAAACUGGCGAAAUAACCGUUAAAGGCACUAUAGAUUUCGAAGACAUGAAAAUAUUUGAGAUGUAUAUAGAAGCAAAAGAUAACGGCCCUAUUCCGCUCUCCAGUCAGUGCAGAAUAACAGUGGAUAUUAUGGAUAUGAACGAUAAUUAUCCAGAGAUAACCAUUAAAUCACUGAAAAACACUGUGAAAGAGGACACUCCUGUUGGCACAGUCAUAGCCCUUGUAGGUGUAAGCGACAGAGACACGGGUGAUAAUGGCAAAGUUUAUCUCACAAUAAACAAAAACAUACCAUUUACUUUAAAUAAAUCAUCUGAAUAUCACUACGAACUACUAAUCUCAGAAACAUUAGAUCGAGAAUUAACCCCAGAAUAUGAAAUUUCGUUAUUAGUGACAGACAAAGGAAAUCCGCCUCUGUCUGACAAUGAAACAAUAAUAGUGCAUUUACUGGACGUUAAUGAUAACGCACCUCAGUUCCCACAGAGUUUCUAUAAGAUAUCUGCCAUGGAAAAUAAUCCUCCCGGUGCGAUGCUGAGCUCUAUAACUGCCCAUGACCCAGAUUUACAUGAAAAUCAGUAUCUCGUUUAUUUCAUAAUAGAAAGAGAAAUAGCAAACACCUCCAUGUCUAUGCUGUUCUCUAUUAAUCCAGAGAACGGAAACCUUUACGCACUAAAGACAUUUGAUUAUGAAAUGGAGAAAGAGUUUCUAUUUCAUAUUGAGGCCAGAGAUUCUGGUGUUCCUCCACUCAGCAGUAACGUAACUGUUCACAUUAUUAUCAUGGACCAGAACGACAACACUCCUGUUAUAGUGUCUCCAUGGCGCGCGCAUGGCUCAGUGGUUGAGGACAAAAUACCGAGAUCCACCGAUAAAGGAACUCUGAUAGCCAAAGUAAUUGCUAUAGACACUGACUCAGUGCACAACUCUCGCAUUACAUACCAGUUUCUUCAGAACACUGAUGCUACAUUAUUCAGUUUGGACCAGUACAAUGGAGAGAUCCGGACCACGAGAAUGUUCAGUUACAGAGACUCACGCCACCAGCGGCUGGUGGUGAUCGCUAAGGAUAACGGAGAGCCCUCUCUCUCUGCUACAGUUACCAUCAAACUGUCCACAGUGGAGACUGCACUGAAAAGCUAUGCAGACAUGACUGAAGUGCCUUUAGAAUAUGACAUAUUUUCAGAUUUAAACCUGUAUCUGGUAAUUGGACUUGGUUCAGUGUCAUUCCUGUUACUGAUCACCAUAUUAGUGACCAUUGUGCUGAAGUGUCAGAAACCGAAGGCCAGUAAAGGUGCUCCUCCCUGUAGGAAUAGUGUGAUCAGUGAGAGGAACUCUACCAUCGCAGAUUCCACUUUGGUCUCCAACGAUGCCUACUGGUACAGUUUAUUUCUAGCAGAGACCAGAAAAGGAAAGCUGGUAGUUAGACAACCUGUGCCAAAGGGGUCAAGAUACUUUGUGUCCAGUAUACCGAGAAGCACAGGACUGACUGAGACAAGUGACUCAGCUGCAUCUACUCUACAGGUAAGGCAGCAAAUAUCAACAUGA
Messenger RNA from Tachysurus fulvidraco (yellow catfish), 2467 nucleotides. RefSeq names its product protocadherin b (gene pcdh2a1). Lineage: Eukaryota; Metazoa; Chordata; Actinopteri; Siluriformes; Bagridae. The transcript has a single exon. The record is from RefSeq and is a predicted model, not a curated record. Gene Ontology annotation, biological process: homophilic cell-cell adhesion. Gene Ontology annotation, molecular function: calcium ion binding. Gene Ontology annotation, cellular component: plasma membrane. Bases 56 to 2467 code for a protein of 803 amino acids.